AUGUCUACCGCUUCUACUUCUGCACCAUCUACUCCUAUUAAUAACAUCAAAAAUCUCGCAUAUAAUAUUCUAAAAACCUUCAAGGAUGGUUUUAUUAAGUGUAAAAAAAUUACAGAACUAGGACCAUGCUCCGAAUGUGGCAAUGACAUUUUAAUAUCUCCUCUUAAGGCAUUCACAUACCUAAUAUGUGGACACCUUUUUCAUAGACUCUGUAUCGAAAAAAAGCUUUUACUUACUGUUCCAAACACAUGUCCAUUCCCGGGUUGUGGAAAGAAUGUGGAAAUAUUAGAUCAAGCUAAUCCCCUUGGUACUGUUUCCAAUUUGCCGUUAACUGAUUCCAAGGAGGCCUCCCAAUCAACUAGAAUUUCACCUUUGAUGGACGAAACAUUUGUACUAUCUUCACCACCUAUACGGAUGGAAAGGAUUGAGGGUAUGGCAACCCAACAAGUCAAAAGUAAUUUGAGAGAAGAUUCACCUAUUUUGAAAAAGCUUAUCAAGGAAUUGUCCACUCCAAUUCCACAGCAAAGCUCUUCCAGUAGUAUUAUUUCUCUACAGACAUUCCCUGAUAUGAAUAUUAACUCGGUUAAUUUUCGUGAACUAGAUAAUAAGAUCAUCAAUGCCGAAGAUGGUAAUAAAAAAACCAUUCUAGAAGUGAUUUAUGCAUAUUAUUAUUUUGGGAAAGGGUAUAGGUUAUGGUUUGACUAUUAUAAAAAAACAUAUAGUGAGGAUACGUUCAAUUCUCUAGUUAAUGAUAAAAUUCAGAAGCACUUUCCGGACCAGGACAAAGUUUCAGAGGCUAAUCUUAGAAAAAAGAAGGAAAGAGCAAUAAAAAUCUUUAAACUCUUUGAUGGG
Racocetra fulgida is the source of this 852-nucleotide messenger RNA. NCBI's taxonomy places the organism in Eukaryota, Fungi, Glomeromycota, Glomeromycetes, Diversisporales, Gigasporaceae. The record is from the annotation of a GenBank genome assembly.